GCAUCAUGAAAUUUAUUCCAUUUAAAGUUUAUCUACUAGACUCCACCGCCUCAUUUCAGCUUAUUAAACUCUCAUUUUCUGAAAACACCACCAAAACCCAGCAAUCAACUUCUUGUUCUGUUGCUUUCGAUUCAAGUGGUGCGGCGCGACUAGGACGUGAACUUUAAAUUCUCGCAGUUACUUCAAAGCUCAAGUCUCAGGAAUUUGGUAGCCUAAUUUGAACAUGAAGAAACUAUGUUGAGUUGUUAAGACUGUAGUGAAGUAAGAGUGGAUUUUCAAGAUAUGAUAUGGCUAGUGUAGCACCAUUGCUGCCCUCAGAUCCCUUACAUUUCCUCCCCGGCUCGUUUGAUCCGCCCUACAAGCUCAUCCACGCCCACCCGUCCCUCGCCCUCCUCUCCAAAUGCAAGAGUCUAGACACCUUUAGGCAAAUCCACUGCCAGUUCAUCAAGUUCGGCCUCCACAACACGCAGUUUGCGCUGAGCAAGCUCGUGGAGUUUUGUGCCGUUAGCCCUCACGGGGACCUCCCCUAUGCCGUCUCAAUCCUCAACUCCAUCCACAAUCCGAAUCAUGUCAUAUACAACAUGAUGAUCCGUGGAUACUCGCUGAGCUCUUCCCCGAGUUUAGCCCUGAAUUGCUAUGCAAACAUGUUGGUUCUCGGCCUUCAGCCGAAUUCCUACACAUUCCCUUUCCUUCUCAAAUGUUGCACGAGGCUCCCGGCGUUGGAUGCAGGGAAGCAGGUUCACGGGCAGGUGCUUAAAUUCGGGCUCGUUGAUGAUGUGUACGCGCACACUUCAUUGAUCAACAUGUAUGCUCAACAUGGGGUUUUGAAUGAUGCGAAAAUGGUGUUUGAUAAGGGUGGUUACAGAGAUGCAGUGUCGUUCACGGCCUUGAUAACGGGGUAUGCCUCGAGGGGCUGUGUGGAUGAAGCACGCGAGCUGUUCGAUGCCAUCCCUAUCAGAGACGUGGUGUCGUGGAACGCCAUGAUGUCGGGGUACGCCCAAACCGGCCGAUUUGAUGAGGCUCUUAGCUUGUUUCAUGAGAUGAUGAAACAGGGAAAACAGGGGAAACAGAGUGUGAGUCCUAAUGUGAGCACAAUGGUGACCAUUCUCUCCGCCUGCGCCCACCGGGGUGAUAUGGAAACGGGAGGCGUGGUUCGAUCUUGGAUUGAGGAACACGGGCACGGUUCAAACCUCAAGCUUCUCAACGCCAUGGUUGAUAUGUAUGCCAAGUGUGGAGAUCCGGACACGGCCCGUGGCUUGUUCGACUCUAUGCGGGAGAAGGAUCUCGUCUCGUGGAAUGUCAUGAUCGGAGGGUAUGCUCACACGAGCAAGUAUAAGGAGGCGCUGCAGGUGUUUCGUUUGCUGCUGCUGGACAACGUGGAGCCUAACGACGUCACUCUGUUGAACAUGAUCCCCGCCUGCGCGCAUUUGGGCGCGCUCGAUCUUGGCAAGUGGCUGCACACGUAUGUGAAGAAGUGUUGUGUGGAGUUCCCUAACGAGGCUCUGUGGACUAGCCUCAUUGAUAUGUAUGCCAAAUGUGGGGAUAUUGAGGCUGCAAAACAGAUCUUUUAUGGUAUGCAGGGGAGGAGUUUGGCUUGUUGGAAUGCGAUGAUUUCGGGUUUAGGUAUGCACGGGGACGCCGCCGGAGCUAUCGACCUUUUCACGGAAAUGGCGGGCGAGGGCGUCGAGCCGGACGACAUCACCUUCGUGGGCGUGCUGUCAGCGUGCUGCCACGCCGGUUUGGUGGAUCGCGGGCGUGAGCUUUUUGCCUCGAUGAUCCGGGACUACGGGAUCGCGCCGCGCGUGCAGCACUACGGGUGCGUGGUUGACCUCCUCGCCCGAGCGGGGUUGCUCGAGGAGGCGGUGGCGAUGGUCGAAUCGAUGGAGGUGGAGCCGGACGGAGCGAUCUGGGGCUCCGUCCUCGGAGGGUGCCGGCUCCACGGAAACGUCGAGAUCGGCGAGUACGCGGCCAGGGCCCUCGCCGAGCUCGAGCCGGGCAACCCGGGGAACUAUGUGGCGCUCGCGAACAUCUACGCGGGGGCCGGCCGGUGGGACGAGGUGGCGAGGGUCCGGACGUUCUUGAAUGAUGCCGGGCUGAGGAAGGUCCCCGGGUCGACCUCCAUCGAGGUGGGCGGGGUCGUGCACGAGUUCCUCGUGAGCGACCGGGCGCACCCGAGGAGCGAGGAGGUGCACCGGAUGCUCCACGAGGUCGAGGGGCUGUUGAGGGCGGCCGACACGUCGGGAGAAACCUCAUCCUCCUCCGACGCGUCGGCCGAUCGAGAGGAGGUGUGUGAGCAUAGUGAGAGGUUGGCGAUUGCUUUUGGGUUGAUCAGUACUAAGCCGGGAACAACGUUGAGGAUUGUGAAGAAUCUAAGGGUUUGUGGUGAUUGUCAUGCUGCGACGAAGAAGAUUUCGAAGAUUUUCAAGAGAGAGAUUGUUGCAAGGGAUCGGAGCCGGUUUCACCAUUUUAAAGAUGGGGAGUGUUCUUGCAUGGAUUAUUGGUGAAAAUUUUUGUUAAUUUUUAAAGUAUUAAUCUACAUUAUUUUUUAUUAAAUUUUGAAGUAUAUGUUUGUGUUGUAACUUGUAAUGUAGUGUUAUCGAUUUGUUUUUUAAAAGAUUGAGAAGGAUAUGAAUGUAGAAACAAUAAUGAAGUUGGAACCACGCAAAAUCACAAUUAAAUUAUUCCUAUU
Messenger RNA from Salvia miltiorrhiza (redroot sage), 2689 nucleotides. RefSeq names its product pentatricopeptide repeat-containing protein At1g08070, chloroplastic-like. Gene Ontology annotation, molecular function: RNA binding; zinc ion binding; protein binding. NCBI's taxonomy places the organism in Eukaryota, Viridiplantae, Streptophyta, Magnoliopsida, Lamiales, Lamiaceae. Gene Ontology annotation, biological process: RNA modification. The transcript is spliced from 3 exons. The record is from RefSeq and is a predicted model, not a curated record. The coding region runs from base 288 to 2504 and encodes 738 amino acids.